CGGGCGGCGGGAGGCGGCGGGGCCGGGCCAUGGGGAACGGAGCCGUCUGCAGCUGCCGGAGCCGGGAACCCUGCCCGAGCUGGAGCGGCGUCUCCUGCUGAGCGCCGGGCCAGCAGCCGGAUGCCCGGGCCCAUUGGGCAGGCCAGCGGCCACCUGCGGGAUGAGCAGACUGCUUGGGGGGACGCUGGAGCGCGUCUGCAAGGCUGUGCUCCUUCUCUGCCUGCUGCACUUUCUUGUGGCCGUCAUCCUCUACUUUGACGUCUAUGCCCAGCACCUGGCCUUCUUCAGCCGCUUCAGUGCCCGAGGUCCUGCCCGUGCCCUCCACCCAGCAGCCAGCAGCAGCACCAACUGCUCUCGGCACGCCACUGCCCCAGCUCUGGGCUCCUGAGGUCCCAGUGUCCGGCCUGGUCCCACGGUUCCUGUUCUGCCACCUUGUCCUGACUCACCACCAGGUCUUGUGGGCCGAUUGCUGAUCGAGUUCACCUCACCCAUGCCCCUGGAACGGGUGCAGAGGGAGAACCCAGGUGUGCUCCUGGGCGGCCGCUAUACACCACCUGACUGCACCCCAGCCCAGACAGUAGCAGUCAUCAUCCCCUUUAGACACCGUGAACAUCACCUACGUUACUGGCUCCACUAUCUGCACCCCAUCUUAAGGCGGCAGCGGCUGCGCUAUGGAAUCUACGUGAUCAACCAGCAUGGUGAGGACACCUUCAAUCGAGCCAAGCUGCUCAAUGUGGGCUUCCUAGAGGCAUUGAAGGAGGACGCUGCCUAUGACUGCUUCAUCUUCAGCGAUGUGGACCUGGUCCCCAUGGAUGAUCGCAAUCUGUACCGUUGUGGUGACCAGCCCCGCCAUUUUGCCAUUGCCAUGGACAAAUUUGGCUUCCGGCUGCCCUAUGCUGGCUACUUUGGAGGUGUGUCAGGCCUGAGUAAGGCCCAGUUUCUGAGGAUCAAUGGCUUCCCCAACGAAUACUGGGGCUGGGGUGGCGAGGAUGAUGACAUCUUUAACCGGAUCUCCCUGACUGGGAUGAAGAUCUCACGUCCAGACAUCCGAAUAGGCCGCUAUCGCAUGAUCAAGCAUGACCGGGACAAGCAUAAUGAGCCCAACCCUCAGAGGUUUACCAAGAUUCAAAACACAAAGCUGACCAUGAAGCGGGAUGGCAUUGGGUCAGUGCGAUACCAGGUCCUGGAGGUGUCUCGACAACCACUCUUCACCAACAUCACAGUGGACAUUGGGAGACCCCCAUCAUGGCCCCCUCGGGGUUGACGAUAAUGGACAAAGGCUCUUGGUGCCAAGGAUUGCCUACCAGAGGACUGACCUACAGCCUGGCUGGCAACUGCUCUGUGGGGGACCCCCAGGACUGAGACUAUGGGCUGUGUUUGAGGGUCUUCAGCAGACCGCCAGCUGUACCUAGAAGUUUCAGAACCCACUUUGAGGGGCUUCUGGCCUGGGCGGGCCCCUCAAGUGUGGCCCUGUCUGGGGUCAACCCUUCUUCUUACCCCACUCCCUCCCCCUGCCCAGCCUUCCUCACUGUCAGGGUCGGGCCAGCCCCUGCACUGCCUCGCGGAGUGGCCUGGGCUAGGUCACUCCACCUCUCUGUGCCUCAGUUUCCCCCCCCCCUUGAGUCCCCUAGGGCCUGGAAGGUGGGAGGUAUGACUAGGGGGCAGUGUCUCUUCCAGGGGGAAUUCUCAGAUCUGGGGUUCCCCCAUGCUCCCAGGGGAGGGGAAACCUUUUUCAUUCAACAUUGUAGGGGGCAAGCUUUGGUGCACCCCCUGCUGAGGAGCUGCCCCAGGAGGGGACCAGAGGGGAUGCUGUUGCUGCCUGGGAUCUUGGGGUUGGCCUUUGCAUGGGAGGGGGCAGGUGUGGCUGGAUCUGUCAGUGGUUCCCGCCUCCCUGUCUCAGAGAAAAGGCAGAAACCCCAGGGGCCGGCUGGUGUUUGUACAUUGCACAGAAACUUGUGUGGGUGCUUUAGUAAAAAACGUGAA
This is a messenger RNA of Castor canadensis (American beaver), 1983 nucleotides long. It is a transcript of the gene B4galt2, whose product is annotated as beta-1,4-galactosyltransferase 2. Gene Ontology annotation, cellular component: Golgi apparatus. Gene Ontology annotation, molecular function: galactosyltransferase activity. NCBI's taxonomy places the organism in Eukaryota, Metazoa, Chordata, Mammalia, Rodentia, Castoridae. The record is from RefSeq and is a predicted model, not a curated record. Gene Ontology annotation, biological process: carbohydrate metabolic process.